Messenger RNA from Aspergillus clavatus NRRL 1, 1212 nucleotides. RefSeq names its product putative peroxisomal membrane protein receptor Pex19 (gene pex19). The transcript is spliced from 3 exons. NCBI's taxonomy places the organism in Eukaryota, Fungi, Ascomycota, Eurotiomycetes, Eurotiales, Aspergillaceae. Bases 1 to 1212 code for a protein of 403 amino acids. The record is from RefSeq and is a predicted model, not a curated record. Gene Ontology annotation, cellular component: peroxisome; peroxisomal membrane. Gene Ontology annotation, biological process: protein import into peroxisome membrane.
AUGGACCCUGCAUCAACACCCGGUGUCACAAACACCACCCCACGCCCCGAGGAGAGUCCAUCCGCCCCCGCAGCGAUCCCUCAGCCCACCCCAGAGCCAGCACCGACGACGAGCUCCAACGUCAACGAACCAUCCGCGCCCGCAGAGACCCCAUCAGCAACAGACGACGCCCCAGCGGCGCUGUCAGCUUCAGUCCCAGCGCAGAAACAAAACCCAGCGUCAACCGUCCAAGACGACUCGGACUCGGACUCGGAGUUCGACGAGCUAGAUGGCCAUGAAAGCAAAGAGACUAACAAAACCCCAGACGUGCUCGACAACUUCUCCAAACCCGCCGCGCAGCCCGCCGCCCCCGCCGAUGACUUCGACGACGACGCCGCCUUCAUGCGCCAGCUCGAGCAGGAUAUGGCGAAGAUGAUGGGCCACGCGGCGCAGGAGUCCGGCGCCGCGAACGACAAGGAGUUCGAGAAUACGAUCAACCAGGGCGCGGACGCGUUCACGAAACAGCUCGAGGAGAGCGGCAUUCCGCCGGGGGAUUUCUUGAAGCAGCUGCUGGCGGAUGUUAUGGCGGAGGAGGAGGAGGGUACGGGGGCGGGAGCGGGAGCGGCCGCUUCAGCGGCGACUGCGUCUGUCUCUGCGUCCGCGCCUGCUGGUGCUAGCGCGGGUGCUGGGGCUGGGGCUGCGCCGGAGUCGUUCAACGAUGCGAUUCAGCGGACGAUUCAUCGGAUGAAAGAGUCCGGGGACAAGGCGACUGCGGCUGCGACUGAGGAGGGCGGACUCUCGGAGGAUGUGCUGAUGCAGCUGCUGAAGAGCCUGGAGGAUGGCGCUGGGGCUGGCGAUGACGAUCUCGGUUUCACGAAGAUGAUUGCCGGGAUGAUGGAGCAGUUCACGAACAAGGAGAUGUUGUACGAGCCGAUGAAGGAGCUGGAUGGAAAGUGGGGGCCGUGGCUCAAGGAGAACCGGGGUAAGGUCGCCGAUGAGGAUAUGGAGCGCUAUGAGAAGCAGGCCAAGCUGGUGACGCAGAUCGUGGAGAAGUUCGAGGAGGAGGGGUACACAGAUGAGGACCCGAAGCAUCGGGGAUAUGUGUGGGAAAGAAUGCAAGAGAUGCAAGCGCUGGGCAGUCCGCCCGAGGAGCUCGUUGCGAACCCCUGGCCGGAGGACAUGGGAGAGCUCGGAGAUGGGAACGCGAAUGUCCCCGGCUGUCCUCAGCAAUAA